AUGAGCGGAGCGCAACUUGGGUACCGAUUUACUUUCAUUGACGUGACGGAGGAUGGCAAGACGGACGGUGAUGAUCACCGUGCACGGGCCCGCAGCCUUCCCCCAAUCCGGGCAUCCGUGGCAAACUCGGAGACUCUGGUCGUAGAUGCAUGGGCGCAUCUUCAUCUUCGCACUCUCCGACAAGGGCGGGAUGCAACAGUCUUCGAGCCGCCCGCGCCAAACCGUGGCAGUGUGGGACACCCAACACUGUGCAGUCGCCCAUGCAUCUACGUCGCAAAGCAGGGGCAGUGCCAGAAAGGUGUGGCCUGUGGGUUUUGUCAUCAUGAUCAUCACAGUGGCCCGAAUGACCCCAAACCCGACAAGCAGCAGCGCCGCUUGAUGAGCACGAUGCCUAGGGCAGAGCUGCUGGGCCUUCUCGCAGAGCUACUUCAGGAUCGUGCGGAGCAAGAUGGAUUCCAUGAUGUGGGUUUCGUGGUCGCGGCUCCUUGGUCGAUUAGAUGGCGCUUACCAUGGUUGGAUAUGGUAGGUGGGUUGCUCGAUGGUGCACAACUUGCCUGCGGCGCAACCGAGGCUGUGGCUGUCCAGGCAGGACUCCGUCCAAGCCGCCCGCAGACGAAGUCUCGAAAGCUUGCCAACUUGCGCCAGGUGCCACAAACACUGGGCAGAGUGCGAGUAGUUCUGCUAGGCUUGCUUAAUGUUUCCGGGGACUGGGGAGGCCUUUUCAAAGCUGGCUUCAAGCGCCAGGUGAUCGGGCGCAUGAACUUCUCCGCCAUCCUCUCGAUAGCUCUGCGUCACUGUGAGGGCCACAGCAAGGCUUCGAUCCUGCAGGAGCUGAAGGCUCUGCGAAACAAUGUUCCCGACGACAACUGUCGCCACGCGAUGGUGAAAAGAAAGAGAGGGCGUGCUGCGGGUGGUACUGCUCUUGCCGACUUCUAUUCCAACUCCAUGAAGGCUUCCAAGCCCUUUGCCGGAGCCAUGAGCGGAGCGCAACUUGGGUACCGAUUUACUUUCAUUGACGUGACGGAGGAUAGCAAGACGGACGGUGACGAUCACCGUGCACGGGCCCGGAGCCUUCCCCCAAUCCGGGCAUCCGUGGCAAACUCGGAGACUCUGGUCGUAGAUGCAUGGGCGCAUCUUCAUCUUCGCACUCUCCGACAAGGGCGGGAUGCAACAGUCUUCGAGCCGCCCGCGCCAAACCGUGGCAGUGUGGGACACCCAGCACUGUGCAGCCGCCCAUGCAUCUACGUCGCAAAGCAGCGGCAGUGCCAGAAAGGUGUGGCCUGUGGGUUUUGUCAUCAUGAUCACCACAGUGGCCCGAAUGACCCCAAACCCGACAAGCAGCAGCGCCGCUUGAUGAGCACGAUGCCUAGGGCAGAGCUACUGGGCCUUCUCGCAGAGCUACUUCAGGAUCGUGCGGAGCAAGAUGGAUUCCAUGAUGUGGGUUUCGUGGUGGCGGCUCCUUGGUCGAUUAGAUGGCGCUUACGAUGGACUCCGUCCAAGCCGCCCGCAGACGAAGUCUCGAAAGCUUGCCAACUUGCGCCAGGGGACUGGGGAGGCCUUUUCAAAGCUGGCUUCAAGCGCCAGGUGAUCGGGCGCAUGAACUUCUCCGCCAUCCUCUCGAUAGCUCUGCGUCACUGUGAGGGCCACAGCAAGGCUUCGAUCCUGCAGGAGCUGAAGGCUCUGCGAGACAAUGUUCCCGACGACAACUGUCGCCACGCGAUGGUGAAAAGAAAGAGAGGGCGUGCUGCGGGUGGUACUGCUCUUGCCGACUUCUAUUCCAACUCCAUGAAGGCUUCCAAGCCCUUUGCCGGAGCCAUGAGCGGAGCGCAACUUGGGUACCGAUUUACUUUCAUUGACGUGACGGAGGAUAGCAAGACGGACGGUGACGAUCACCGUGCACGGGCCCGGAGCCUUCCCCCAAUCCGGGCAUCCGUGGCAAACUCGGAGACUCUGGUCGUAGAUGCAUGGGCGCAUCUUCAUCUUCGCACUCUCCGACAAGGGCGGGAUGCAACAGUCGUCGAGCCGCCCGCGCCAAACCGUGGCAGUGUGGGACACCCAACACUGUGCAGUCGCCCAUGCAUCUACGUCGCAAAGCAGGGGCAGUGCCAGAAAGGUGUGGCCUGUGGGUUUUGUCAUCAUGAUCAUCACAGUGGCCCGAAUGACCCCAAACCCGACAAGCAGCAGCGCCGCUUGAUGAGCACGAUGCCUAGGGCAGAGCUGCUGGGCCUUCUCGCAGAGCUACUUCAGGAUCGUGCGGAGCAAGAUGGAUUCCAUGAUGUGGGUUUCGUGGUCGCGGCUCCUUGGUCGAUUAGAUGGCGCUUACCAUGGUUGGAUAUGGUAGGUGGGUUGCUCGAUGGUGCACAACUUGCCUGCGGCGCAACCGAGGCUGUGGCUGUCCAGGCAGGACUCCGUCCAAGCCGCCCGCAGACGAAGUCUCGAAAGCUUGCCAACUUGCGCCAGGUGCCACAAACACUGGGGGACUGGGGAGGCCUUUUCAAAGCUGGCUUCAAGCGCCAGGUGAUCGGGCGCAUGAACUUCUCCGCCAUCCUCUCGAUAGCUCUGCGUCACUGUGAGGGCCACAGCAAGGCUUCGAUCCUGCAGGAGCUGAAGGCUCAGCGAAACAAUGUCUUUGAGGCCGGUGACUUUGACUCGGCUUUGGGUGCGUGGCGGCGUGUGCGCGCGGCACAGCAGCGGCCGGAGGAGAGUUGCAUGGGCAGGCCAGGCCACACGCAUGCUCGUGGUAAGACCGUUGGGAAGCUUUCGCCUCCCGGCUACGGGGCCAAAGAUGUCGCCUACUGCGUCAAUCCUGGCCGUGCCAUGUCACUGCUUGGCUUGGCUUCGACCGCUUAUCGCUUCGGCAGUGCUGCUCUGAUGUGCUCAAUCUUGGGGGUGAUCUGCAGGAGCAACCAAUGCAGUAUGGAGGCCUUCAGCCGAAGCGAGGCCUCUGUCUGGCUGGCCGAAGCUGCCGUGGGGCAAGGAACGUCGGCGCCGAAGCGUCGGCUACGCUGGACCUGGGAGCUCAUUGACCACAACGGGGUUCUUUGCGGGACCAACACGCAGAGGCCCAACUUGGUGGUGGGAGAGCUGCUUCGGCAGCGGCUACUGCCAGGCGUGAUCUUUUCCAGAACAGCAUGCAGCGAGAUACUACCUGUUUGCAGCGAGGGUAGCAGUUUACUUGGGGAGGCAACAUAG
This is a messenger RNA of Symbiodinium sp. CCMP2592, 3192 nucleotides long. The record is from the annotation of a GenBank genome assembly. Lineage: Eukaryota; Dinophyceae; Suessiales; Symbiodiniaceae.